GUCAGUUCCGGGCUGCGCGCUGUCGAGUUGAGAGAUCAACAUCAGGCAGCUCCUGUUUUAAUGACAUUCACUCUCUGCCCGUCCUGAAAAAUCCCUUCAGUUUAGCAGAAGUCUACUCUGUGAAGAUAGACAUUUAAAGCAUCAUCUGAAGCGCACACUUAGGAGGAUGAACUACAUCUGGGAGGUAGUGGGCAGACAGCCGACGGGCCAGCAGCCGAGCGGCGCGGACACCGUUCAGAAACUGUGUGACCGCGUGGCUUCAUCAACCCUUCUGGAGGACCGGAGAGAUGCGGUGCGUGCCCUCAAGUCUCUGUCCAAGAAAUACCGAAUGGAGGUCGGCACGAUGGCUAUGGACCAUUUGGUUCGAAUCCUGCAGAGUGACCGGACAGACACUGAGAUCUUGGGUUACGCUUUGGACACUUUGUACAAUAUAGUUUGCAUUGAUGAAGAGGAGGAACCAGCAGAUGAUUCUGAAGAGGAGAGCCAGCAGAAGCAGGAGGAUGAUUUAGGAGCUCAGUUCAGUGAGAAGUUCAUCGGGGAACCAGAUAAUAUCACUCUUCUCCUCACACUGCUGGAGGAGUUUGACUUCCAUGUGCGCUGGCCGGGUGUGAAGCUGCUGACCGCUCUCCUGAAGAGCCAGUGUGCUCCGGUCCAGAGCAUCGUCCUGGUCAGCCCCAUGGGAGUGUCCAGGUUAAUGGAUCUUCUUGCUGACUCCAGAGAAGUCAUCCGUAAUGAUGGUCUCCUGCUGCUGCAGCAGCUCACCAAAGGCAACACUGCGAUUCAGAAGAUCGUGGCUUUUGAAAACGCCUUUGAGAGGCUUCUUGAGAUCAUCAAAGAGGAGGGGUCGAGCGAUGGAGGCAUCGUGGUGGAGGACUGUCUCUUAUUGCUGCUCAACCUCCUGAAGAACAAUAGCUCCAACCAGAAUUUCUUUAAAGAAGGCUCCUAUAUCCAGAAGAUGAAGCCGUGGUUCGAGGUGGGAGAUGACAACUCCGGCUGGUCAGCACAGAAGGCCACCAACCUCCAUCUGAUGCUGCAGCUGGUGCGAGUGAUGGUUUCUCCAGUGAACGCUCCGGGGGCCACGGCCAGCUGUCAGAAGGCCAUGUUCCAGUGUGGGCUCCUCCAGCAGCUGUGCACCAUCCUCAUGGCCACAGGUGUUCCUGCAGACAUCCUCACAGAGACCAUCAAUACGGUGUCAGAAGUCAUCCGUGGCUCUGAAGUGAAUCAGGACUACUUUGCAUCUGUUAACGCACCAUCCAAUCCACCAAGGCCGGCGAUUGUAGUUCUUCUCAUGUCGAUGGUGAACGAGAGACAGCCGUUCGUUCUGCGCUGUGCUGUACUUUACUGCUUCCAGUGCUUCCUGUACAAGAACCAUAAAGGACAGGGCGAGAUCGUAGCCACACUGCUGCCCUCCACUAUAGAUGCUAGCUCGAUCUCCGCGGGGCAGCUGUUGUGUGGAGGGCUGUUCUCAGCGGACUCUCUGUCAAACUGGUGUGCGGCUGUGGCUCUGGCUCACGCUCUGCAGGAUAACCUCACGCAGAAAGAGCAGCUGCUGCGUGUACAGCUGGCCACCAGUCUGGGCAAGCCUCCCGUCUCCCUCCUCCAGCAGUGCACCAACAUCCUCUCCCAGGGCGAUAAGCUCGAGCGGCGGGGCAGUCGUGUGCAGACGAAGGUCGGUCUCCUCAUGUUGCUCUGCACCUGGAUCACUAACUGUCCAAUCGCUGUCAUGCACUUCCUGCACAAUCAAGACAACGUUCCCUUCCUGACGGCUCAGAUCUCAGAGAACCAGGGUGAGGACGAGCGUCUGGUUCAGGGUCUGUGUGCUCUGCUGCUGGGCAUCUGUAUCUACUAUAAUGACAACAGCUUGGAGAACUACACCAAAGAGAAGCUGAAGCAGCUGAUCGAGAAGCGCAUAGGAAAGGAAAACUUUGUGGAGAAGCUGGGCUUUAUAACGAAACAUGAGCUGUACUCGCGUGCUGCUCAGAAACCUCAGCCCAUCUUCUCGGCUCCAGAACACAUGCUGUUCGAUCACGAGUUCACCAAACUCAUCAAAGAGCUGGAAGGAAUGAUCACAAAAGCUGUGCUGAAGUCGAGCGAGGAGGAGAAAAAGGAAGAAGAGGUGAAGAAGACACUAGAACAGCAUGACAGCAUUAUAACGCAGUACAAUGCUCUGAUUAGAGAACAGGACGGUCAGAUACAGGAGCUGAAGGAGCAGGUGUCUUCGCUGAGCUCCCAGAGCGAGAUGCUGCAGAACACCGUCACACAGCAGCUCUCUCAGAUCCAGCAGCACAAGGACCAGUACAACAUCCUCAAACUCAAGCUCGGUAAAGACGCUCCUGUGAACGGCCUGCAGACGGAGGAGCAGAGCCAGCUCCGAGAACAGCUGGAGGAUCUGCAGAGACAACACCAGCGGCUGCAGACACAGCUGACGGAGAGAGACGCCCUCAUCACCGGCCUGAAGGAGGCUGAGGUCACACCGUCGACAGACAGAUCAUCUUCAGACGUCACAGAGUUACAAAGGGAGCUGGAGGAUCUGAGAGCUCAGCUGCAGAGUCAGAGCGCAGAGAUCACCGAGCUCCAGAGAGAGAACCAGGAGCUUCUCCGAGCAUCACACGCCACAGGUUCAGAGGUCGGAGUGUGUGAGGAGUUAGAGAGCAGACUCUCGGCUCAGACAGCAGAAGCUCAGAAGCUCAAGGAGGAAGUUCAAGCUCUUCUGCAGAGGAAGGAGGUGAUGGAGAAGGAGCUGUCUUCGGCCUCGAGCAGCGCUGCCAUCAUGGAGACUGAGAAGAGCCAGCUCCAGCACGAGCUGCAGGAGUCCAAGAAGGAGCAGGACGAUCUCCUCAUGCUGCUGGCUGACCAGGACCAGAAGAUCCUGAGCCUCAGACACAGACUCAAGGCUUUGGGAGAGACGAUUGAAGAUGAGGAUGAUCUGGAUGCUAGGGACCAGUUUUACGAUGAUGAUGAUGACGAUGAAGAAGAGGGUGAUGAAUAAAGUAUUGACUUCAUAGUGGAGGUGAAAGACUGCUGAAAGUCUCCUGACACACUUGGAGACAGAGAUCGAAGACCUCGGACCAUAGAGAUGAUCUUCUGGUUUUUAGAAGAUAAACCUGUUUCUUUAUUUUCUUCGCACCUGCUUUUUAAUUUGUAGAAUUUGUUUUGCAGUGGAACACUGUUGCAUUUCAGAGAAGCUUCAGGUUUAUCCGGAUCAUAAACGCAGAUCAUCUUACGUCCUGCUGGCACACCGUCUGUGAUUCUGGACGGAAAAUACAGAGAAGAUCUGUGUGGAGCAGACCCCAGAGAGAGCUCUUCUUCUUCUCUGUUUUACAGAAGAUGCUCGGACUGUUAUUCCUCUGCAUUCACAGAUCAGGAUCAGACAACACUGCUGAAGUCCCACUGAAUGAUGGGAUACCAGACGCUUUCAGGUUCCUCUUACACUGGAGAGCUAAUGUGCACAAUUUGAUUUCGCCUUAAUUUAUGGAUAAAUGAGCCUCCUCAGAAUAAACGACAGAAAUGCUUGUGUGUGGUGUCUUGCGUGUACAGCUGUAUUUGAGGAUGUUUGCGAUGCUGAUAACUUCAAAUAGAAUUUUUUGAAAUGUAUUCAUGGUCAUGUUUGAAAAUGAGUUAUCUAGUGGUUAGGGUUAGGGUUAAAAAUUCUUCAGAAAACACUGUCUGAGGGAGAAAAACCCUGCUGUAGUAUAAUUAAAUAUUUGCUGUGUACGCUACAGUUAAAACAUUUAGAAUCACAUCAUUUUAUGUUCUGAAAAAAAAAAGGUAGCACUAAAAUCAAGUCAAAAGAAAUAGACUAAAAUUAAUGUUUGUAUGGCUCUUUCUGCACUGAAUCCCCUGGACUGUGGACGUUUGGUGGGUUUCUAUCGAACACAGAACAGCAUUAUUAUUCUGCAUCAUUCAUGAUCAUACAUCAGUGUAAAUGAAUGAGUAGAAUAGAGUAUAGAUGUUUGAAGAGAGAUUGACUCAGCAGUGCGGUUCUAACUCUGACCAGCAGGGGGACACGGGCCAGAUCUUUUGAUAACACUUUACAAUAAGCUCCUAUUAGUUAACAUGAGUUAAUGUAUUAACAAUGAGCGAUAGCUUUAUCGCAGUAUUAAAAAAGCUUCAGAGUUAUUUUUCAAUGUUAGCUCGUAUUAACUAAUACUUAUGUGAUGUCAGUAAAUUAAAACUUUUUUUUAAAGU
Molecule: messenger RNA, 4188 nt
Organism: Carassius auratus (goldfish)
Lineage: Eukaryota; Metazoa; Chordata; Actinopteri; Cypriniformes; Cyprinidae
Product: general vesicular transport factor p115-like
Exons: 26
Coding region: 167-2989 (940 amino acids)
Biological process (GO): intracellular protein transport; vesicle fusion with Golgi apparatus; endoplasmic reticulum to Golgi vesicle-mediated transport
Cellular component (GO): Golgi membrane; Golgi stack; cytoplasm
Molecular function (GO): protein binding
Source: RefSeq, a predicted model, not a curated record